AUGACAAGGGACCACAAUGGAACCUGGGAGAUGGAGAGUAAUGAGAACUUUGAUGGCUACAUGAAGGCCCUGGAUAUUGAUUUUGCCACUCGCAAGAUCGCAGCGCAUCUGACUCAGACAAAGAUCAUUGAACAAAACGGCGAUAACUUCAAGACACAAACCAACAGCACAUUCCGCAACUAUCACGUGGAUUUCACCGUGGGCGUGGAGUUUGAAGAGUUCACAAAGGGCCUGGAUGGCCGGAGAGUUCAGUCACUGGUCACUUGGGAAGGCGAUGUCCUUGUGUGCGUGCAAAAGGGAGAAAAGAAGAACCGUGGCUGGAAGCAGUGGGUUGAGGGAGACAAGCUGUAUGGGGAGCUGACAUGCCUCGACCAGGUGUGCCAUCAGGUGUUCAAAAGGAAGUAAUGGCCACAGGGCACCUGCCGAGCAUGCGCCGCACACUCCC
Molecule: messenger RNA, 445 nt
Organism: Talpa occidentalis (Iberian mole)
Lineage: Eukaryota; Metazoa; Chordata; Mammalia; Eulipotyphla; Talpidae
Product: retinol-binding protein 2-like
Exons: 4
Coding region: 1-405 (134 amino acids)
Biological process (GO): fatty acid transport
Cellular component (GO): nucleus; cytosol
Molecular function (GO): fatty acid binding
Source: RefSeq, a predicted model, not a curated record